Arabidopsis thaliana (thale cress) is the source of this 2917-nucleotide messenger RNA. RefSeq names its product Chaperone DnaJ-domain superfamily protein. The coding region runs from base 87 to 2480 and encodes 797 amino acids. NCBI's taxonomy places the organism in Eukaryota, Viridiplantae, Streptophyta, Magnoliopsida, Brassicales, Brassicaceae. The record is from RefSeq and is marked reviewed. The transcript has a single exon. Gene Ontology annotation, biological process: positive regulation of DNA-templated transcription; positive regulation of transcription by RNA polymerase II.
CCGUCACUUUGCCUUCCACUGAGUAAAUAUCAAUUCUUUCUCUUUCUCUCUCUCCGACGGAGAAGAAGUCUCUCCGACUGUGUCAAAUGAUGAGCCAUGGUGGUGGCGGCGGCGUAAGUAACGGAGGAGGAGGAGACGCUGAACGAAUGCUAGCUCAAGCAGAGAAGCUACUCUUAAGCGGAGACUUAAACGGUUCAAAAACCUACGCGAUCCGCGCAUGCGAAGCCGAUCACUCACUCGUAGACCACGCCGAACUAAUCCUCGCCGUCGCUGACACUCUAGUCGCCGGAGAAUCACGAAUCAGAGGAACAACCUCCGAUCUUCCCGACUGGUACGCCGUUCUCCGCCUCGUUCGUUUAACUCACAACCCCGAACUCGUCGCGACUCAGUACAGUAGACUCGCCGUGUUGCUUAACCCGAGUCGGAAUCGGUAUCCGUAUUCUGAACAAGCUUUUAGGUUAAUCUCUGAUGCUUGGUAUGUUCUCUCUGAUCCUUCUAGAAAGACAUUGUAUGAUAGAGAAUUGCAUCUGAGUCAAUUUGGGCAACUCGGUCAAUUAGGGUUUCAGCUUUUCAAUCAAACGCCACAAUCUCAGUCUCAGUCUCCUCAACAUCAUCAGCAACAAUCUCAAUCGCCUCAACAUCCUAACCAGAACCAAACAGUGUCGUUUCAGAAUCAGCAGUUACCAUUUCAGCUUCAUCAACCACAUUUUGCUCAAGCUGUUCAGACUCAGUCUCAGUCACAGCAGCAAAGGUCUCAAUUUGAUCAGCAGUUAUUGCAGGAGCAACAACAAGCAUCUUGGAGGCAACAGGUUGGUCAAGAGCAUAGUAGUGGUUCGAGUGGUGACUGGAAAAGACCAGUGGAAGAAGUGAGGUUGAUUAAUUUGAACAAUGCAACUGAAAGGGUUCAAUCUAGUCGUCGUUUUGCUGAGCCAGAGCGGCCGCCUAGUAGAUCCUUUGAGGGAUCUUCUCAUAGGACUCCUUCAACUGAAUUGACAUGGGCGUCUAAGCCUACUCCAGUGUCUGAGCCUGUACGUCACUCUGAGCUUGUACCGUGGCAAUACUCUGAGCCGGCUAGGCAAUAUCAGUUAUCUAGUAGGUCUAGUGAAGCUGCUCAACUCUCGCUGCUGCCUUCUGUUUCUGACUCAUCUCAUGCAUCUCAGCCAACUCGCUCGAAUCAGUCACAUGCAGUCUCUAAACCGCAGCCUGUUUCUAAGCCACAUCCGCCAUUCCCAAUGUCUCAGCCACCACCGACCUCUAACCCAUUUCCAUUGUCUCAGCCACCAUCGAACUCUAAGCCGUUUCCGAUGUCUCAGUCAUCGCAAAACUCUAAGCCAUUCCCAGUGUCUCAGUCAUCACAAAAGUCUAAGCCUUUGCUGGUUUCUCAGUCAUCACAAAGGUCAAAGCCAUUGCCGGUCUCUCAGUCAUUACAAAACUCUAACCCAUUCCCGGUGUCUCAGCCAUCAUCAAACUCUAAGCCAUUUCCCGUGUCUCAGCCACAACCCGCUUCUAACCCGUUCCCGGUGUCCCAACCAAGACCAAAUUCUCAGCCAUUCUCGAUGUCUCAACCAUCAUCGACUGCUAGGCCUUUUCCAGCAUCUCAGCCACCAGCGGCCUCUAAGUCAUUCCCUAUCUCUCAGCCACCAACGACCUCUAAGCCAUUUGUGUCUCAGCCACCCAAUACCUCUAAGCCAAUGCCGGUAUCUCAGCCACCUACAACCUCUAAGCCGUUGCCAGUGUCUCAGCCACCACCGACAUUUCAAUCAACCUGUCCCUCUCAGCCACCUGCAGCCUCUAGUUCUCUCUCUCCACUGCCUCCAGUCUUCAAUUCAACUCAAUCAUUCCAGUCACCUCCUGUUUCUACUACUCCCUCUGCAGUUCCAGAAGCCUCGACUAUUCCUUCUCCACCUGCCCCUGCGCCAGUGGCUCAGCCAACUCACGUUUUUAACCAAACCCCACCUCCAGAACAGACUCCCAAGAGCGGGGCUGCAAGAACCGAUUCUGAGCCGGAGGUUUCGAGUUUCUGGACUACUUGUCCAUACUGCUACGUGCUUUACGAGUAUCCCAUCAUUUACGAGGAAAGCGUGCUUAAAUGCCAAACUAAGAGCUGCAGGAGAGCUUACCAGGCAGUGAAAGUUCCUUCUCCACCGCCAGUUGCCGAAGAAGAUAGUUACUAUUGCUGUUGGGGUUUCUAUCCAAUAGGAUUCUCAGAAGUGGUGACUAAAAUCCCAGUCACUGGUUUACAUACUAAAAUCCCAGUGAGUGAUUUACCCAAAUCAGCACCCAAAAAACCAUCUCCAAAGGUAUACUAUUAUGACGACGAAGAAGAAGAUGAUGAUUCAUACAUUGGUUCUGAUCCUAGUGAGGACGACGACGAUGAUGACUGGCUGAUGAAUGGUACAAAAAGGAGGAAGAAUGUGAAGCAGAGUAAAGCUAAAGCAACAACCAAACCAAAACGUCAAAAAGUAAUUGAGGUUGAUUGAGUAAAAUCAGUCGGGUAGGGAACAGAAAAAGAACAACUUCAGUAAGGCUCUCUCUGUUCUUCAUUUCUGGCUCUGUUGUUGUAUUUUUAGUUGUAGUAGUUUCUGUUUAUGUAGUGUAGGCGUGUAGGUGUAGCGUAAUGUUGCUUGCUUCCGCGGUUUCCAUGUUCUGCUUAGGCUGGGUCUGAUCGGUCUAAGCUAUUCGGGUUAAGUUUAGAAGUAGUGGCUGUAACUUGUAAUGUUUUGGUGCCUCUUUUUGGAUUAAUGUAGUUUCUGGAAAAACUUGCAGAAGAAUCGUUUUGAUCUGGGAUUUGUUCUCUUACUGCUAGAACCAACGAAAAGUGAAUAAUCCAUAAACAUGUUGGACUUAACUGGUCCAGUUGAUCCACGGCCCAAUAUUACAAUCCAACAAAGUAUAGUUUAGUUAUGGCUUUUUUGAG